Messenger RNA from Stylonychia lemnae, 816 nucleotides. NCBI's taxonomy places the organism in Eukaryota, Ciliophora, Spirotrichea, Sporadotrichida, Oxytrichidae. The record is from the annotation of a GenBank genome assembly.
AUGCUUAAUUAAAUCAAAGAGGAGCGAGAGAGAUUAAAGUUUUAACAAUCUUACCAAAGUCCAGAUUAAAUUUUCAACGAUAACUAAGCAGCAUAAUUAAACAAUUAACAUAGAAGACCAGAUUCAAGGUAGUACAAUUAAAAUCAUAAUAUGCUACCUUCAGCUGGAAUUCCAAGAAAAUAUGGCAGUAAUAUAGAUUUAAAUGAGUAUGAUGAAAAGAUAAAACAACAGUAAUUAUAGUAAUAAAUAACUCAGUAGCUUUAAAUGAUUCCUCAACAAAGCCCUUACUAUUAGAAACCAGUAGAUCAGCAGUAAUAGUAGCAUUAGUAACCUCAAUUGAAUUAAAACUUGAAUCAAACACCAAAUUUCAAUAUGUAUUUGGGAUAGUAAUAAUUGCAAUUUAUGACUCCAAAUCGACCUUACAUUCCUAAACUUAAUUUACAAUCAGAUUAAGAUGUCUAAAAUAUUCCAGUAGAUUAAAAUAAUCAAAGUUUUAACUUCAAAGAUGCUUGGAAAUCAUCGCAAGACAUGGCAAAACAUCAAUUUUUUCAAAUGCAAAAUUAGUAUUUAACUAUGAGUCCUCAGUAGAUCUUAAUGUCUUAAGAAGAAAGAUAAAAGAUUAUAAAUUAAUUUGAGGAAAUAACAGAUUUUUAGGCUUAGAGAAGAGACUUCCUGAAACAUCAGCAAUUAGAAAGUGCUUCAACUCUGUAACUUAUUGAGCAGUAAUAGCAUUAAGUAAAUCUAAAAUCAUUGAAAUAAAGUCAAGAGGAGAGAAUGAUGAGGUUUCAAUAACUUAGUAAACAGGCAAGAAAAUGA